Molecule: messenger RNA, 4273 nt
Organism: Nanorana parkeri
Lineage: Eukaryota; Metazoa; Chordata; Amphibia; Anura; Dicroglossidae
Gene: RASAL2
Product: RAS protein activator like 2
Exons: 20
Coding region: 402-4184 (1260 amino acids)
Biological process (GO): regulation of GTPase activity
Source: RefSeq, a predicted model, not a curated record
CCCGCCCCCCUCCAGUGGAUAGGCGGGUUGUUAGCUGUUCCUGUCUAUCUCCCAGGGAUGCCGCUGAUGCCACUGGAGCUUGGCGAGCCUGGAGACACGUCCGCCGCCUCUGCUGCCUCCGCCGGGCUGUAUGAAGAGGACUCUGGAGCUGCCAGUGAGAACGGUCACCACGGCAACGUUGCUAGGCUGACGCUUGCGUGCUGCUGAGCCGGGUCUGUGGACGGUCACGUGCCUCAGGAUAUCAUACACGGGAGUCUCCCGGCUGUGACCCCCCUCAGAAGAGGAAACGCCGUGGGGUUCGUGCUGCCGUGUGCCCUUCCUCCCCUUUUUUUCUGUCCAUGCCAGGCUCUGCCAAGCUCGGGGCACCGUGACACUGCUGAGCCCGGCCCUGUGUGCCCGCUAUGCUCAUGAUGGAUCUGUCCCCCGGGGGAGACUCGUUAUCUAGCGGACAUGACUUGUUCCAGAGCUUCCAGGACCGGGACUUCCUCCCCGAGGACUCUCCAGGGGGGGCCGGAGGGAUCCUGGACCGCAUCCUGAUGGAGUCCGUGUGCCAGCAGCAGGGCUGGGUCAGAGUCUAUGAUGUAAAAGGACCCCCCACUCACAGGCUGUCGUGUGGCCAGUCACCAUAUACGGAAUGCACAACAUGGGAGAGGAAGUACUGCAUCCUGACUGAAAGCCAGCUGGUGCUUCUCAACCGGGAGGAUGAGAUGUCAGGCGAGACCGUGCAGGACCCACCAACGGAAAGCAGCAAAAGUCGGAGCCUCCGCAGGACAGUGAGUGUCCCCUCAGAGGGGCAGUUUCCAGAAUAUCCCCCAGAAGGUGCCUUGAAGCUGGAGGUGCCAGCCGAGAGGUCGCCACGAAGGAGAAGUAUAUCAGGAACCAGCACAUCCGACAAGGCUAGCUCCAUGGACCCUACCAACACCUCUCCAUUUAAAGUCUCUGGUUUCUUCAGCAAACGACUAAAAGGCUCAAUCAAGAGGACAAAGAGCCAGUCAAAGCUGGACAGAAACACAAGCUUUCGCCUUCCGUCACUACGUCCUGCAGAGAGUGACAGGUCACGUGGGUUACCUAAACUGAAAGAAUCUCGUUCCCAUGAGUCAUUGCUGAGCCCAGGCAGUGCGGUGGAGGCUCUGGAAUUAGGGAUAGAAGAUAAGAUCCUGGUGAAGCCACUACACAGCAGCAUAUUGGGCCAAGACUUCUGUUUUGAGGUCACUUACUCCAGUGGCAGCAAAUGUUUUAGCUGCUCAUCUGCAGCAGAGAGAGACAAGUGGAUGGAAAAUCUACGGAGGACCGUCCAACCUAAUAAGGACAACUGCCGGAGGGCGGAAAAUGUGCUGCGGCUGUGGAUUAUCGAGGCCAAAGACCUGGCCCCAAAAAAGAAGUAUUUCUGCGAGCUCUGCCUGGACGACACACUUUUUGCUCGCACCACAAGCAAAACAAAAGCGGACAAUAUCUUUUGGGGAGAGCACUUUGAGUUCUCUGGACUGCCCCCUAUCCACAAUAUCACCGUGCACAUCUAUAAGGAUGUAGAUAAGAAAAAGAAAAAGGAUAAGAACAAUUAUGUGGGCUUAGUGAACAUCCCCAUGGCCAGCGUGACUGGCAGGCAGUUUGUGGAGAAGUGGUACCCUGUGAGCACACCUACCGCUAACAAAGGCAAGACAGUGGGCCCUUCAAUACGUAUUAAAUCCCGCUAUCAGACAAUCACUAUCUUGCCUAUGGAGCAGUACAAAGAGUUUGCUGAGUUUAUUACUAUAAACUAUACAAUGCUAUGUUCUGUGCUGGAGCCGGUGAUCAGUGUCCGCAAUAAGGAGGAGAUGGCCUGCGCAUUAGUCCACAUUCUACAGAGCACCGGAAGAGCCAAGGACUUUCUAACUGAUCUAGUGAUGUCAGAGGUAGACAGAUGUGGUGACCAUGAUGUCCUAAUCUUCAGGGAAAAUACACUGGCCACCAAAGCCAUUGAAGAGUACUUGAAGUUAGUUGGGCAGAAAUACCUGCAUGACGCUCUUGGGGAGUUUAUCAAGGCCCUGUAUGAGUCAGAUGAAAACUGUGAGGUUGAUCCCAGUAAAUGUUCAUCUAACGAGCUUGCUGAGCAUCAGAGUAACUUAAAGAUGUGUUGUGAGCUGGCUUUCUGUAAAAUCAUCAAUUCUUACUGUGUUUUUCCCCGGGAGCUGAAGGAGGUGUUUGCAGCUUGGAAGCAGCAGUGUAUUAACCGAGGGAAGCAGGAUAUCAGUGAGAGACUGAUCAGUGCCUCCCUCUUCCUCCGAUUCCUGUGUCCAUCGAUCAUGUCUCCUAGUCUCUUUGGCCUCAUGCAGGAAUACCCUGAUGAUCGCACCUCCAGAACUCUGACUCUAAUUGCAAAGGUCAUCCAGAAUCUGGCCAACUUUGCUAAAUUUGGUAAUAAGGAAGAAUACAUGGCUUUCAUGAAUGACUUUUUGGAGCACGAGUGGGGAGGAAUGAAACGCUUCCUGCAAGAGAUCUCCAAUCCAGACACUAUCUCGAACACUCCGGGCUUUGAAGGAUACAUCGACCUUGGCAGGGAACUUUCUGUCCUACAUUGUCUCCUAUGGGAAGUGGUGUCGCAGUUAGAUAAGGGUGAAAAUUCCUUCCUACAGGCCACCGUGGAAAAACUGGGACCAUUGCCGCGCAUCCUAGCUGACAUCACCAAAUCUCUGACCAAUCCCACUCCCAUCCAGCAGCAGCUACGACGGUUCAGUGAACACAGCUCCACUCCAAAUGUAAGUGGCAGCCUCUCUUCCGGACUUCAGAAGAUUUUUGAGGAUCCUGCUGACAAUGACCUCCUUAAGCUGAAAUCUCCAACUAUUGAAGCUCAAGACUACUUCAGGGGGAAGACAUUACUGCUUGUUCAGCAGGCCUCUACCCAAAGCAUGUCUUAUUCAGACAAAGAUGAAAGAGAAAACGUGCUUCCCAAUGGGCGUAGUGUGUCCUUGAUGGACCUGCAAGAAUCUACUGUAAAUCACAGUGAGCGUUCCACUGUUGUUCAGGAGCCACCUUUGCGUUUAACUGGCAGCCAGCUGUCCAUUGCACAUGUAGCCACUAUAAAGCAACUGCGAGACAACCAGAGCACACCACAGAGUGCUCCUCAGGUCAGGAGACCCUUACACCCAGCUUUGAGUCAGCAGAACAGCUUGCAGCCACUGUCUUUCCAAAACCCUGUUUACCACCUCAACAACCCCCCACCCACCAUGCCCAAGGCUUCAGUGGACUCAAGCCUUGAAAACCUAAGCACUGCCAGCUCACGGAGCCAGAGCAACAGCGAGGAGUUUAUCCUCAGUGGACCCAGCAAUAGCAGCAUGGAAGACUUUACAAAAAGAAGUACGCAAAGUGAGGACUUCAGCAGGCGGCACACCAUGCCUGAAAAGCCCAUUCCUAUAGCACUGCCACGACAGAAUAGCACGGGGCAAGCUCAGAUCCGUAAGACUGACCAAGCAGCCCUGGGUGCUCGAGCCAAGGCCCCUCAGUCUUUGCCACACAGUGCCUCUAUACGCAGCACAGGCAGUAUGUCUGGAAUCUCUGCCACUCUGCUAGCUGAGCCUGUGCAGAAUGGGAACCGGUCAAGACAACAAUCCACCUCUUCCCGCGAGAGCCCUGUACCAAAGCUACGAGCCAUUCAUCGCCAGCAAACACAGCAGGUGCAGUCUCCAGUGGACUCAGCCACAAUGUCUCCAGUGGAAAGGACAGCAGCCUGGGUGCUGAAUAAUGGUCAGUAUGAAGAUGAAGAAGAGGAAACCUUGGAUCAAAACAAAGAUGAAGUCAAACCUGCUGAGAAGUAUGAGCAAGAGAUCGCCAAGCUUAAAGAACGACUGAAGGUUUCCAGCCGUCGCCUGGAGGAAUAUGAAAGGCGCCUCCUGGUGCAGGAACAGCAGAUGCAGAAACUGUUAAUGGAGUACAAAUCUCGACUGGAGGACAGUGAGGAACGGCUGCGUCGGCAGCAGGAGGAGAAAGACAGCCAAAUGAAAAGUGUCAUCAGCAGGCUAAUAGCGGUAGAAGAGGAACUGAAGAAGGAUCAUGCAGAGAUGCAGGCUGUCAUCGAUGCAAAGCAAAAAAUCAUUGAUGCACAGGUCAUUAAUGGGACUGUAACGCAAACAGGAGAAGAGGAUCAUGUCACUGGACGCAGCCAACACACGACUGAUGAGCGCUCUGACGCAAGUAAAGGAGCGCUAUAGCUCACAAGUUCGGAACGGCAUCUCUCCGACCAAUCCUACCAAGUUAUCCAUUACAGAGAAUGGGGAGUUCAAAAACAGCAGUUGCUAAU